Chelonoidis abingdonii (Abingdon island giant tortoise) is the source of this 350-nucleotide messenger RNA. Lineage: Eukaryota; Metazoa; Chordata; Testudines; Testudinidae. The record is from RefSeq and is a predicted model, not a curated record.
GCGGGCGGCGGUUACGCCGGCGGCGCAGGCAGCAGCGCAGCCAUGAAGUUCCUGUACAAGGAGGAGCAGCCGUUCGAGCGGCGCCGCUGCGAGGGCGAGAAGAUCCGCAAGAAAUACCCGGAUCGCGUCCCGGUGAUUGUGGAGAAAGCGCCCAAAGCCCGGAUAGGAGACCUGGACAAGAAGAAAUACCUGGUCCCGUCAGACCUCACAGUUGGACAGUUCUACUUCCUGAUCCGGAAGCGAAUCCACCUAAGGGCCGAGGACGCUUUGUUCUUCUUCGUCAACAACGUCAUCCCCCCGACCAGCGCCACCAUGGGCCAGCUGUACCAGGUAGGGUGCCAGGGGGCGCU